Molecule: messenger RNA, 1830 nt
Organism: Aspergillus alliaceus
Lineage: Eukaryota; Fungi; Ascomycota; Eurotiomycetes; Eurotiales; Aspergillaceae
Product: cytochrome P450
Exons: 4
Coding region: 77-1618 (513 amino acids)
Molecular function (GO): oxidoreductase activity, acting on paired donors, with incorporation or reduction of molecular oxygen, reduced flavin or flavoprotein as one donor, and incorporation of one atom of oxygen; heme binding; iron ion binding
Source: RefSeq, a predicted model, not a curated record
CACAUUCCCACCCACCUCUUGAGGAUACGUAUAUUAAGAUACCUCAGAAAUUCUCUGUUAGUUCUCUAUUAGAAUCAUGCUGGUCCACGCUGUUCUACUGUUUGGCGCUCUCUUUGUAACCUUUCAGGUUCUCCAGUUCCUCCAACGACUCUAUCAGCAGCGCAAGCGAGCUCAGUCCCUUGGAUGCCAGCCUGCCGCCGAAGGAUCGCCGGGCAUCUUUGGAGUCCGGUCAUUCUUACGGCUAGCCCAUGCAGUCAAGCAAAAGCGAUGGGUUGAAUACAUUGCGGAGCAGUAUGGGCGAUAUGGCGACACGUAUAGCCAAAAGGCUCUGGGUAAAAGAAUGAUAACCACACGAGAACCAGAGAAUAUCAAGGCCCUGUUGGCAACUCAAUUCAAAGAUUUCUCCCUGGGAACCAGACACCGUGAAUUCUAUCCUUUACUUGGGGACGGGAUCUUUACACUCGAUGGCGCUGGCUGGUCUCAUGCACGUGGACUGCUACGGCCUCAAUUCGCACGGGAUCAGGUGGCUGACCUAGACCUCAUGGACGGCCAUAUCUCUCGCUUUAUCGAUCUGAUCCCCAAGGAUGGCUCGAGUUUCGACAUCCAGCGACUCUUCUUCCUUUUAACGAUCGACUCUGCUACUCAUUUUCUGUUUGGAGAAUCGGUAGGCGCCUUGGAAUCAUCUGGCACAGGUCUCUUGGGACAAUCAUCAGUGGGAAGUGCGCAGGGUUUCGCAGAGGCAUUCGGCACCUCGCAAGAAUACCUGAGUGCUCGCUCACGAGCUAUGGGUUUCUACUGGAUGGUCAAUCCCAACGAGUUUAAGGAAUCUAACAAGCGCGUUCAUGAGGUCGUUGACCAUUACGUUCGGCUUGCCAUCGAGUCUAAGAAAAACCCAGACAAGAAGUCUGAUAGGUAUAUCUUCGCGGAGGCUUUAGCUGCAGACAACGAUGAUCCCAAGGUGCUGAGAGACAACAUGCUCAACAUCCUCGUAGCUGGUCGUGACACCACCGCCAGUUUGCUGAGUUCAGUGUUUUUCUUUGUGUCACGUCAGCCCCAGAUUUGGAAGAGGCUGCGACAGGCCAUUAUCGAUGAGUUCGGGGACAGCCAGAACCCGAAGGGAGAAAUUACACAAACAAGGUUGAAGGACGUUCCUUACUUACGAUAUGUGCUGAAUGAGACCCUCCGGUUAUUGCCCCCCGUACCCUUGAACUUCCGUGUCGCUGUGAAGGACACCUCAUUACCGGUUGGAGGUGGCCCAGAUGGGAGAUCUCCAAUUUUCGUUUCUAAGGGACAGAUCGUUUCAUACAGCGUCUAUGCUAUGCACCGGCGCCCAGACCUAUAUGGACCCGAUCCCCAUUCCUUCCGUCCAGAGCGCUGGGAGGAGAAUGGUAAACGUGGUUGGGACUAUCUUCCGUUCAACGGAGGCCCUCGGAUCUGCCUUGGUCAGCAAUAUGCACUCACAGAAGCAAGCUUUACACUUGUCAAGUUGAUCCAACGAUUUGAUACCCUGGAGUGCGCCGAUCCAGAGCUGAAACAGCCCGUAAUCCUAUCGGCUCUUACCUUGUCGCAUGAUCGGGGUGUGAAAGUCAGGCUGUCUUCUUCGGCGGAAAAGAACUAAUAAUAUAGAUGGAUUAGUUCUGUAUAACGAGUGAAUGCUUUGAACUUUGUAAUGAUUAUGAUUGUUUAUACACGAUAGCAGAACAUGGCUCUUCUAGGCCAUACCCCAUAGCGGAAGGUUUCAGGGAAAUAAUAAUAAUAACAAGAAUGCUAAGAUAUCUUUUACCAAACCGAUACCCACAAGGAACAAAACUCAAGUAAAGUAUAGGCAGA